This is a messenger RNA of Aspergillus sclerotioniger CBS 115572, 3830 nucleotides long. RefSeq names its product DNA-directed DNA polymerase gamma MIP1. The record is from RefSeq and is a predicted model, not a curated record. Gene Ontology annotation, biological process: mitochondrial DNA replication. Gene Ontology annotation, molecular function: DNA binding; DNA-directed DNA polymerase activity; 3'-5' exonuclease activity. Gene Ontology annotation, cellular component: gamma DNA polymerase complex; mitochondrion. The coding region runs from base 123 to 3533 and encodes 1136 amino acids. The transcript is spliced from 2 exons. NCBI's taxonomy places the organism in Eukaryota, Fungi, Ascomycota, Eurotiomycetes, Eurotiales, Aspergillaceae.
AGUACGAGCGCUCCUGGAAAGCUUGCCUCCAUCUCGUCGCAAUCUCGAUCGCGCAGCACUGGCUGCAAAGCCUACGUUACCAUGCCAUGGGGAUAAUUGUGAUCCUAUAAUCCAAUCAGAAAAUGCUUUGGGGUCAUCCCUGCACUCCCUCUCAUAGGGGUGUCGUGCGCUUUUGUUCGCAGAAAUUGCGCUCGCCACGCAUCGUCCGGUCACAUCCAUCGUCAUUGCUAACAAGGUAUCUUGCUACGCAGCCUUCAGUGCACAGUGUUGAUGAAAAUUCUCGACGGGAGUCUCUCGCAGUUCCCGCUUUGGCUAGGUUUAACGAAAUCGGAGUCCAACAAUUGAGUGACCAUGUAUACUCGCAAGUAUUCCUACAGAAAGCGGAUCCGCCAGACCCGGGAUUGGUCGCAUUGUCAAAGGAACAUCUGUCGAGGCAUGACUUGCUAGGAAAAUCUCAGGAUGCCGCCGAGCCGAUCGCCUUUGAUAUGCCUGACCUUCAAGGGCAGUCGCUUGACGAGCAUUUUUUCAAAUUAGGAAUGGACUCAUCGGAGCCGUAUCUCGGGUAUGCCAAACAAUAUACGGUGGUGAAUUCCCCCGAGAAGCCGCGCAAGUGGAUCAAACGCAGUGGGUGGACAAAGUACAGCGCCGAUGGCUCGUGGGAACCUGUUGACGCGCCAAAUGAGGCCAUGUUGACGUUCGAUACCGAGGUCAUGUACAAGGAGCAUUCUUUUGCUGUAAUGGCUUGCGCGGUGAGCCCUACGGCGUGGUAUGCUUGGAUAUCGCCCUGGUUGUUGGGAGAGUCAGACAACGAGGUUCAGCUCAUUCCACUUGGAGAUCCGUCCCAGCCGCGGAUUGUCGUCGGCCACAACAUCGGCUACGAUCGGGCUCGUGUUCGCGAGGAAUAUGAUAUGGCACAGUCUCGUAACUUUUUCCUCGAUACCAUGUCGCUUCACGUGGCAGUCAACGGCAUGUGUUCGCAGCAGAGGCCUACCUGGAUGCGGCACAAGAAAAACCGGGACCUGAGGAACAAGAUCGCCAGUGAAAAUAACUCGGUAGAGCUAGCAGCCCUGCUGGAGAGUAAAAUGCUCAGUGAUGAGGAGGAAGAAUUGUGGGUGGGAAGAAGCUCUGUGAACUCACUUCGCGACGUAGCCAAAUUCCACUGCGAUGUUACGAUUGACAAGGCACAACGCGACUACUUUGGCGAACUGGACAGACAUGGGAUAUUGGGAAAGCUGGAAGAGCUCCUCGACUAUUGUGCAGCCGAUGUUGCAAUUACCCAUCGCGUGUACAAGAAAGUCUUCCCUAAUUUCUUGGAAGUUUGCCCGCACCCUGUCAGCUUCGGCGCCCUUCGACAUCUUUCCUCGGUCAUUCUGCCUGUCAAUGAGACAUGGAAAGAGUAUAUCGCUAACGCAGAAGGAACCUACCAUCACCGCCUCGAUGACGUCCAGCGGAAAUUGAUUGAACUUUGCAAUGAAGCCCUGAAAGUCAAAGACUCUCCCGAAACCUACAUGAGCGACCCUUGGCUACGACAGCUGGACUGGACUGGUCAGGAAAUCAAGAUGGUGAAAGGGAAGAAGAAGGAUGACCCUCCACGACCAGCUGCCAGACAGAAGAAGCCGGGCAUGCCGAAGUGGUAUAAGGAUCUGUUCGCUACCAACACGGCUGAUAUCAAUUUGACUGUCCGCACUCGGAUUGCGCCCAUACUGCUCAAGCUGUCAUGGGAUGGUUACCCUUUGACAUGGUCCGACAAGUUUGGGUGGACUUUUAAAGUCCCGCGCGAGCUCGUCAAGAAUUAUGAGAAUCAGCCAGUAGUUCUAUGCGAUAUGUCAGAGGAGAAGAACCCGGAGCUACAGAAUGACUGGAAGAACGUGUUUUUCAAGCUUCCACAUAAAGACGGGCCUCAAGCACGGUGCACAAACCCUUUGGCGAAAGGAUAUAUGCAGUACUUUGAACGUGGAACGCUCUCCUCCCAGUAUGCCCUCGCCAAAGAGGCGCUAGACAUGAAUGCGUCUUGUUCUUAUUGGAUCAGUGCACGUGAUCGUAUCAUGGGUCAGAUGGUAGUCUACGAGGACGAAGUGCGAGGGCCGAGAUCUAAUGGAGAGUCCGAUCAUCGACUCGGCUUUAUCCUCCCUCAAAUCAUUCCUAUGGGAACCAUUACUCGCAGAGCCGUGGAAAACACCUGGCUUACAGCCAGCAACGCAAAGGGAAACCGUGUUGGGUCUGAACUGAAGGCCAUGAUCAAAGCUCCUCCGGGCUACGUUUUUGUCGGCGCGGAUGUCGACUCCCAGGAGCUGUGGAUCGCCAGUCUUGUCGGAGAUGCGCAGUUUCAAAUCCACGGUGGCAAUGCUAUCGGGUUUAUGACUCUGGAGGGAUCCAAGGCAGCAGGGACGGAUAUGCACUCCCGCACAGCCCAGAUCCUGGGUAUCUCCCGCAACGAUGCCAAAGUGUUCAACUAUGGGCGUAUCUACGGAGCCGGCGUCAAAUUUGCUGCUACUUUGCUGCGUCAGUUCAAUCCAUCCAUGACGGAGCGAGAGACCCAAGAGGUCGCAACCAAGCUAUACAGAGAGACCAAGGGUACCCGUACGACUCGUCGUAUACUGAAUGAAGGACCAUUUUGGAGGGGCGGAACUGAGUCAUUCGUCUUCAACAAACUCGAAGAGUUUGCGGAGCAAGAAAGACCCAGAACGCCUACCCUAGGUGCCGGCAUCACCGAGGCCUUGAUGCGACGCUUCAUCAACAAGGGUAGCUUCAUGACAUCGCGGAUCAACUGGGCCAUCCAGUCGUCCGGUGUCGAUUACCUUCACCUCUUGAUCGUCGCCAUGGACUACCUGAUCCGACGCUUCAACAUCGCCGCUCGCCUGGCCAUUACCGUCCAUGACGAGAUCCGAUAUCUGGUCAAGGACGAGGACAAAUAUCGAGCGGCUCUGGCUCUGCAGGUCGCCAACGUGUGGACGCGCGCUAUGUUUUCGCAGCAGGUUGGAAUCAACGACCUCCCUCAGUCCUGUGCCUACUUCUCGGCCGUGGACAUUGAUCACGUCCUGCGCAAGGAGGUGGAUAUGGAUUGUGUGACACCGUCCCAUCCCCACAAGAUUCCUCAUGGCGAGAGUCUCGACAUCGCCCAGCUUUUGGACAAGAAUGAAAGAGCCCGGCUCGAUCCUUCCAUCACGCCGUUGUCUCCGCCAAGCCCACAGAAAUACCAGUACACGCCACGACCGUCCGUCAUGUCCUCCCUCCAAGUUUCAAACCACCCGGCUUUCAUUCGCGCGCAGAUCUCCAAAGACGACGGCGAACUCCGCGACAUCAUCCGCGAGGUCACCAAAACGAAGUCCCCCGUGGCGCCACCGAACACACGGUCCCCGAGUGGUCGCGCCAAACCCACGGCCUCCGUGGCGGCUGAGCCUCAAAAGGCCAUUUUGAUGGACGUCGGACCCAGUCUUUACCCCGAUUUCAAGAACCUUGCACCCGGGAGCCGGUCUCCCCAGGUGGGCUUCAGCCGUCAAAGCUGGAAGCCGAGACCGUCAGCGCGAGCCUAGCCCGGUCGAGUCAUUUCCGCCUUCAUUCAGUUCUGUUCCCUCUUGUAUAUAUAAAUGUUUUCCUCGCCGUCUUGGUAAACCAGGACGUGCCUCUCCGCCUUCUCUAUUUCUCUCUGUGUCUUUCGAAUUCUCUUCGCCGAAUUGUAUUAUCCCCGAAACCGUUGGUGAAAAGCAUUGGGACGGCGUCCGGACAGCUCCACAUUUCACGGGUCACGUUGUGUCUGUCAGAUAUUUAAUCAUGGGUUAUUAUUCUAUGAUGGUGGAUGUUCAUCAUGAUGUAUCAAAACACAAUACAAU